Molecule: messenger RNA, 312 nt
Organism: Clonostachys rhizophaga
Lineage: Eukaryota; Fungi; Ascomycota; Sordariomycetes; Hypocreales; Bionectriaceae
Source: the annotation of a GenBank genome assembly
AUGCCGUCCGAGGAGAAUGAUAAGCAUCAGACUUCCUGCACGGAAAAACAGCAGAAGGGCUAUUCAGACGUCACCGCAUCAAGCGUUGAAACGCCUGAUGUAUUCACCGAACAUAGAGACAUCGCUGAAGGAGCAAAUGAGGUCGAGCAUUGGAAUAAACCUUUGACCAAUGUAGGAAGAUUGGUCUUUGCGUUUAUGUCCUUCAUCAUCGCCGGGAUGAACGAUGGCGCUGUUGGCGCUUUAAUCCCAUAUGUAGGUUGCAUAAUGCUGUUCACCGCGAGUUCCGAAUACAAAAUUGACAUCUUCAGUUAG